Messenger RNA from Meleagris gallopavo (turkey), 773 nucleotides. NCBI's taxonomy places the organism in Eukaryota, Metazoa, Chordata, Aves, Galliformes, Phasianidae. The record is from RefSeq and is a predicted model, not a curated record.
ACCAAACCGCCUGCGGCCGAGAGCUGCGGGCCGGGUCCCUGCUACUUUGUGGAGCCCGCCAUCACCAGGAACGGGAAGUACGUGGCUCCGGGCGCCCACCUUUGCGGACGACCCACGACGGAGACCACCGUCACCCCCGGACCCAGUGACUACCGCACCGAGGCAGCCAACAGGCACGUCUUCAAGUGCCCACCGGUGCAGUCCAUGGCCUUCCGGCGGGAGCCCCUGCGGACAGACCGCCCUCCAGGUCCGGGCACCUACACACUGCCCAGGCUGAUGGGCCCCAGUACAGCCUGCACGUCGGCCAGCCCCUGCUACUCCAUGAGGGGAAGGAGCCAGCGCGGCCGCUUUGACGAAGACCUUGCCAAGAUUCCGGGUCCUGCGGCGUUGCCCAAAGUAGCUGUAGAUGCCUACAAGACCAGGGCGCCUGCAUACACCAUGGCGGCCCGACCAAAACCUGCAGAGGGCAAAGCAGUGAAGCCCGGGCCGGCAGACUACAGUAUAGGCCGGGUGACACUUAUCAAGCCCCAGGCGCCUGCAUCCACUUUUGGAAUCUGGCAUUCCCUCUACACAACUCCUCUGAUUGUGGAAUAAAACAGCCAAGUCUGGAAGGCCGCCUUUGCUUUCCUGGGACAGGAAGGGACAGGAAGACACCAAUCAACUGCCGGUUUCCACUUGAUUCCAUUUCCAUCUAUGGACUUGGGCUUUUGCCCAUCUUACUCUUGAACGUUAGCAAGUGGAGUAAGUCAUCAAUAAAAUCAACUCAACACCUA